UUGUGAAAAAAACUAUGCUCCGUCAAAUAGAAACAAAAGACCAACAGCCUUCCGUCAUUCCUGUCAAUAUCUUGCAUUCGUUGUUUACAUAUCUCACCAACAAAAAAAAAAACUUAUUGCAAAUUAUCUCCCUCUCCCUUUCUCUCUCUCUCUCUCUCUCUCUCUCUCUCAAAAUAAUCAUUGAGAGAGAGAACCAACAACAAAAAUCAUGUCUGAAUCAUCAAACCAUGGAAAAGCACCUCCAAAAGAAUCAUCCACCUCCGAUCAUCAAUCUUCAACAAACACAGACACAUCACCACCGGUGGCCGCACCCAAUAUGAUGUAUUACCCACCGGGUACCGGUUACCCUUGCCAUGGUCCACAGCCACCACCCUAUCAUCCUUACCCACCACCUCCACACGGAUACCCCCCAUACCAGCAGGGAUACAAUAACUUUCCUGGUCAUGCACCAUACUAUGACGUCCCUCGAACAUAUCAUCACACCGGUGAUGGUGGUAGCAGCUUCUUUCGUGGAUUUAUAAUGUGUUCAUGUUUUAUAUUUACAGGCUUCUUUGUUCUAACUCUCAUUGCGGCAUUAUCGUUACAUCCUCAAUUUCCUGUUUUCAAAGUUGUUUCCUUGUCGGUUUCAAACUUCAACACAAGUUCGAUUUUAACCGGUGAUUGGAACAUUAGCGUGACUGCUGAGAAUCCAAACACAAGAUUAAAAGGUUAUUUUUUGGAUUUUAAGGUCGAUGUUGUGCAUGACAACAAUGAGUUAGCGAUGAGUUUGGUACCUGAUUUUGAAUUAGAAAAACAUGAACAGAAACAAAUGGAUGUGAAGGCAUCAUCAAAUAACGUUGUGUCGUUUCAAAAGUGGGAUUUGGAUAAAAUGAGUAAUGAAAGACAAAGUAGUUCUAAUUCUAUUAUGUUUGGUGUGAGGGUGUCUUCUUUGGCUGAAUUUAAGUCUACAUCGUUCGCUACGAGAAGUACUAGGAUGUUGGCUAUUUGUGAAGGGUUAAAGGUUGUGUUCCAAAACAAUACUGGUACUGGUUCGCUGGACAAUGGGGGUAAUCCUGCUACUUGCCAACUUUACAUGUGAAGAAGAAAAUGCUAAGCUACGCCUUUGUGUUAUUUAAUCAUUCUUUCUUUUAUUUUUAUUGUUUCAAUGUGGGAAAUAUGUUGUUCUUUCUUUUUGUUUAGAUUGUUUAGUGUAAUUAAAUGGAUUUAAAUUUAUGUUCAAAGUUUUUA
Molecule: messenger RNA, 1227 nt
Organism: Medicago truncatula (barrel medic)
Lineage: Eukaryota; Viridiplantae; Streptophyta; Magnoliopsida; Fabales; Fabaceae
Product: NDR1/HIN1-like protein 6
Exons: 1
Coding region: 209-1078 (289 amino acids)
Biological process (GO): defense response to other organism
Cellular component (GO): plasma membrane
Source: RefSeq, a predicted model, not a curated record